GUUUCUUGCUUUGUAUUAUCAAAGAAUAAAUAUAAGACCUAUACCUCUCUUUCUUUAUCAUUUCCAACAGCUAUAUAUGCUAACGUCCCUUACCUUCAUUUUCUCAUCACUGAUCCAUCUAAGAUAGUAUAACUUCUCUUUCCAAAAUCAAUUUUAAUGGUGUCAUUUUGCGAUAGAAGGUUCGCAUUCCUGAUUAUCUUUCUCUUCGCUGCACAAUAUGAGCGUGUCUAUGCUGGUAGCUUUCACAAGGACGUUCAGAUACACUGGGGUGAUGGCCGUGGAAAGAUUCUCGACAAUGUCGGAAAUCUUCUUUCUCUCUCGCUCGAUAAAUUCUCUGGUUCCGGUUUUCAGUCCCAUCAAGAGUUUCUAUAUGGAAAAGUUGAGGUUCAAAUGAAACUUGUACCUGGUAACUCUGCUGGAACAGUGACAACAUUCUAUCUAAAAUCGCCUGGAACUACGUGGGAUGAGAUAGAUUUUGAGUUCUUGGGAAACAUAAGUGGUCAUCCAUAUACACUUCAUACUAAUGUUUACACAAAAGGCACAGGAGACAAAGAACAACAGUUUCAUCUAUGGUUUGACCCAACUGUACACUUUCACACUUAUUGUAUCAUAUGGAAUCCCCAAAGGGUCAUUUUUACAAUAGAUGGAAUUCCGAUAAGAGAAUUCAAGAACUCCGAAUCCGUUGGAGUUCCCUUCCCAAAGCAUCAACCAAUGAGACUCUAUGCGAGCCUUUGGGAAGCCGAGCAUUGGGCCACAAGAGGAGGAUUAGAGAAAACAGACUGGUCUAAAGCUCCUUUCACCGCUUUCUACAGAAACUACAAUGUGGAUGCAUGUGUAUGGGCUCAUGGAAAAUCAUCAUGCUCUGCGCAUUCCUCAUGGUUCACUCAAGUACUUGAUUUCAAAGGCAAGAAUAGAGUGAAAUGGGCACAGAGAAAGUACAUGGUCUACAACUAUUGCACUGAUAAGAAAAGAUUUCCUCAAGGUGCUCCUCCAGAGUGCAGUUAAAUCACUGAUUGUUUGAUUCACGAAUAAAUCAUGUGGCAUUGUUUUUGUAACCGAAAUGAUGUUUAUCUAUAUUUUGGCACUAGCUGAGUAUUCGCGCUAAACAAAUUACUUCUCUAUUAGUAAGUUUUUUUUUUUGGUUCUAUUAUUUUGUUUUUUUUUUGUAUUAUUUGUAUGUGUGAUUUGGCUUAGUUAUCUAAAUUACUUGUUUCCGUAACUUUUGUUA
Messenger RNA from Arabidopsis lyrata subsp. lyrata, 1228 nucleotides. Its product is annotated as xyloglucan endotransglucosylase/hydrolase protein 20. The record is from RefSeq and is a predicted model, not a curated record. The transcript is spliced from 3 exons. Gene Ontology annotation, cellular component: cell wall; apoplast. Lineage: Eukaryota; Viridiplantae; Streptophyta; Magnoliopsida; Brassicales; Brassicaceae. Gene Ontology annotation, biological process: xyloglucan metabolic process; cell wall biogenesis. Gene Ontology annotation, molecular function: xyloglucan:xyloglucosyl transferase activity; hydrolase activity, hydrolyzing O-glycosyl compounds. The coding region runs from base 157 to 1005 and encodes 282 amino acids.